UUGGUGGGCAGGAACCCAAUUCAACCUGCCCUUGGUUCCUUUUAAUCUCCUUGCCUCAUGUCAUGACCCAGACUCUCCCAAGCGAUAUUUUUAUGGCCACGCUCUCUAUUCUCCUUUGUUUUCAUCAGCUGUUGAAACAGGAGUCACUUGGAGCCAAGUUCUACAGAGUAAAGUGGGAGGGAGAAAGAGGCAGAAGCAGCGAAAGGAAAGAAAGAGUUGAGUCGGAGGUGUUGAGCCUCACAGCUGCCAGAGCUGGGCGCAAUGGGGGUUUAAACUCGGCAAGUUGACCUGAAUCAGCUGCGGGACAGAUGCUUAAUAAGAAGGGUUAAAUCUAUAGCUAAGAAAAAAAAUCUCACGCAUCCCUCCCCCUCCGUUAUUCUUUGCAUUUAUCCUGCCGGACAGAAGCAAACAGGAUGUCUUCCCAAGGGCUGGUGACUGACGACCUUUCCAUGGAUGGCAACUUUGCUUAUGACGAUAACUGGUAUAUAUAUGACCAAAAAGGGGACCAGGAUGACAUGACUCCUGAAGUUAUCCCAGACUGCCAUCCCACCAUCCCUUAUGACCUCUACCACGCCUGCAUGGCUCCAGUAUCACUGGCCGUCUUGCUGAUUCUCUCUCUGCUGGUGAAGCGGAAGAAACUCUAUAAAAAUUGUUGGGCUGGAGCCCCUGGACUGCUAAGCCCUGUGAAUUUCUUGGAAGAGGAAGGUCACAAGGGGCUGUCUGUGGCAGUUUUUGGCAUCCUCUUCUCCUCCUUAUGCAUCCUGGUUCUGGAUAGCGACCCUCUGCCCUUCAUCUCCGGCUCCUCGACCCAGAAUCGAGAGUACUGGAAGAUCAUGGCUUUGCUCUAUUACCCUGCCUUCUACUACCCCUUAAUUGCAUGUGCUACGGUCAGGCACAGAGCUGGGUACUUCUUGGGCUGCCUGCUGUCCUGGUGCCAUUGCGUGGUCCAUCUCUGGCAGAAGGUGGAAUGCCCUCAGUCGCCCAAGAUUUAUAGGUACUAUUCCCUGCUUUCUUAUCUCCCCAUCAUCCUGUGCCUUGUGGUUUUGAGCCUUUGGUAUCCUGCACAGCUUGUCAAGAGCUUCAGGGAGCAGAAGAGGAAGAAAGUGACGGCGGAGCUGCCGGGGAGUGGCUAUUACGAAGACUAUCUGAAGAAUAUCCUGGCAAAAAGGAUGCCAAAUGAAAGCAUCAGCAGAGCCAAGCCAAGCCUGCUGUCAAGGAUCCGCUCCUAUGUCUGCUCAUUCCUCUACGCACCUCAGGAAGGCUUCCAAAUCCCUCUGAAGCUGGUUCUCUCCCUCGCCACAUCUGUGAUUGCUGUCUAUCAGGUGGCCCUCCUCCUCCUGGCAGUCUUCGUCCCCAGCAUCCAGAUAGUAAGGUCUGGGAUGACCAAGGAGCUGACUGCACUCUUCAUCCAGUUUGGUUUAGUCCCCUCUGAAAAUCCCGCUGGGAUCCCUGGAGACAAAGAGUUAGCCACCCUCAAGCACUACAUCUGGUCGCUAGAAGUCUGCUUCGUCUCCUCCCUGGUUGUCUCCUGCCUGCUGACUUUCUGUAUGCUGGUGAAGUCCAUGGGGAAGCACAGGAUCAACCUCCAGGGCCUGUACCAAGGGGCAGUCACAGACGUCUUCUAUUGCUCUCGCAAGCUUCAGCCUUCACAGCAGGCUCUGGUGUGCUGGAUGUUCUUUGCCAGCUUCCAAACUGCAUUUGCCUGCUUAGGUCUGCUCAUCCAGCACAUCGUCUUCUUCGUCUGCACUGUGAUUUUCACUUUCUUUGUGGUCAUCCCCCUGCAAUCUGGCAGCAACAUGCUCCUUUUUAAAAUCAUGGAGAACAUGUGGCCUUUCUGGUUGACCUUGGUGCUGGCUGUGGUUGCACAGAACCUGCUGACUCACUACUAUUUUCUGGAGCGUGGCCGCCUCCCUAGGGAGCUGACCAACAGACGGGCGCUGUACAUUGUGACCUUCUUGCUGUUCCCCAUCAACGUGCUCGUGGGGGUCUUGGCAGGAGUCUGGAGGAUGGUGGGGUCUGCACUGUACAAUGUCGUCCACUUCUGCCGGCUGGAUGUGAGCAUGCUAGGCCAUGGCGUGGAAGUCUUUGAUCCAGGCUACCGGACGUAUUGUCAUUACUUGAAGAUUGAGGUCAGCCAAUCGCACCCUGUGAUGAAAGCCUUCUGCUUCCUGCUCCUCCAGGUGUGCACAAAGGGAUCCCAGCCAAGAGAUGUGGAAGAAGGAGUCAAGCUCAUGAAGACCAGGGCGUGUUCAUCGAAAGGCUCCAAGGGCAAGCGCAGCCGUGCGCGGUGGUUCUUGGCCUACACCUUGCUCAACAACCCCUCCCUCCUGCCUUACCGAAAGGGGGCUCUCUCGGACUCCACCGCCAACGGGAUGCAAGCCAACCCGGCAAAACCUUAGCCACCCAGGACAAAGCUUCUUGGGAACGAUGGACUCCGCCAGUUGAGAAGAAUGGAUCCCCUGUGCCUUCUACACCACCCCAAUCCCUGUGUUCUCCCAUGCGCUCCAUGUGCCUCCCCCAUAGUCUCCUCAAGAGGCUGCAGCCUACUUGCCCUGAGGCUACAGCCUUUCCUUCCAGGGCCAAAGAUGGGACAGAAGUGGUGUUGGCUCAAAGUGGGGGCAAGCGGUCAGCCGAGCUGACCCAAAGAUGUUGCUCAUCCGAUGGCCCUCCCAGUUCUUCCUGAGCAUCUUUCUCCCAUGGACAAACAAGAGUGUGCAGCUCCUAAAUGCGGGGUGGGGGGGACCACGUUAAAUGUUUCAUAGAACCGUAGAAUUGUAGAGUUGGAAGGAAUGCAGGAAUCUCAGCUAAAACAUCCAUGACAGAUGGCCAUCCAACCUCUGCUUAACCUCCAAUGAAGGAG
Podarcis raffonei (Aeolian wall lizard) is the source of this 2860-nucleotide messenger RNA. It is a transcript of the gene STRA6, whose product is annotated as signaling receptor and transporter of retinol STRA6. Gene Ontology annotation, molecular function: signaling receptor activity; retinol transmembrane transporter activity. The transcript is spliced from 17 exons. NCBI's taxonomy places the organism in Eukaryota, Metazoa, Chordata, Lepidosauria, Squamata, Lacertidae. Bases 414 to 2399 code for a protein of 661 amino acids. Gene Ontology annotation, cellular component: plasma membrane. The record is from RefSeq and is a predicted model, not a curated record. Gene Ontology annotation, biological process: vitamin A import into cell.